CCAUCCAGACUUCUCCAUUCGACGCGUGCCACAUGCUGCUGCAGUAAGACCAACAGUGAAGCCAAAUACAAAGACCCGUUCAAACUUGGCAGGAGUGACUUGAAAAACCUCUAUGAUGAUAUCAAGAAGGAGCUGUUUAUAACAACCAAGGAUCUCAGGGAGAUGUGUGAAUAUUAUUUUGAUGGAAAAGGCAAAGCCUUCAGACCCAUGCUGGUCGUUUUAAUGGCCCGGGCUUGCAAUAGUCAUUACAAUAACAGUAGAGAGGUGCAUCCGUCCCAACGCUCGGUCGCUGUGAUCACUGAGAUGAUCCACACAGCAAGUUUAGUUCACGAUGAUGUUAUUGAUGGAUCGGACUCUCGGCGGGGGAAGAAAACUGUUAAUCAGAUCUGGGGGGAGAGAAAGGCUGUUCUUGCUGGGGAUUUCAUUCUGUCUGCGGCCUCCGUGGCGUUGGCUAGAAUUGGAAACACGACCGUGAUCUCGGUGCUGUCCCAGGUCAUUGAAGAUUUGGUGCGUGGUGAAUUCCUCCAACUGGGAUCCAAAGAAAAUGAAAACGAAAGAUUUGCACACUACCUAGAAAAGACUUUCAAGAAGACGGCGAGUCUGAUAGCCAACAGCUGUAAAGCAGUUUCAAUCUUGGCGUGUCCAGACCCAACGGUCCAUGAAAUUGCGUAUCUGUACGGGAAGAACAUAGGCAUAGCUUUUCAGCUAAUAGAUGACGUGUUAGACUUUACAUCUUGUGCUGAUCAGCUGGGGAAACCAGCAGCUGCAGACCUCAGACUGGGAUUGGCAACGGGUCCAGUUUUAUUUGCUUGCCAACAGUUUCCUGAACUGAAUGCCAUGAUCAUGAGAAGAUUCGGUUUACCCGGCGAUGUGGAACGAGCAUGGCAGUAUGUUACUCAGAGUGACGGCGUUGGCCAAACAACCUACCUCGCCCAGCGCUACUGUAGCGAAGCAAUCCGGGAAAUCAGCAAGUUGCAGCCGUCUCCAGAGAGAGACGCACUUAUCCAGUUGACCGAAACUGUGCUCACGAGAGACAAAUGACACGCGUGGUCUCACACUUUCUGGCAGCUACCACCAAAACGUGCCUCAUACAACACUUAAACACAGCCGAGGGACUAAAAGGACCGUUUCAAAGAUCCGAAACUCCUUUCUGCAUUAAAGUACUGUAUUUUUUUUAA
Messenger RNA from Spea bombifrons (plains spadefoot toad), 1178 nucleotides. It is a transcript of the gene PDSS1, whose product is annotated as decaprenyl diphosphate synthase subunit 1. The transcript has 9 exons. Gene Ontology annotation, biological process: ubiquinone biosynthetic process; isoprenoid biosynthetic process. The coding region runs from base 163 to 1041 and encodes 292 amino acids. Gene Ontology annotation, molecular function: prenyltransferase activity. The record is from RefSeq and is a predicted model, not a curated record. Lineage: Eukaryota; Metazoa; Chordata; Amphibia; Anura; Pelobatidae. Gene Ontology annotation, cellular component: transferase complex; mitochondrion.